AGCUGCCAUCGCGCGUCGACGCGUCUACCGCGACACUUGUCUUCGACCUCCAUCAUGACCAAGGAGAACAUUCCUCUCACGCGCCCGAGAACGGAGGACGACGACACGGAACGCGCGACGAAGAAGCGCAAGCUCGAGCCGUCGCAAAGUUAUAAUGCAUCCCAGCCGACUGGGGCGUCCUUCGCUGAAGUACUGGAGAGGAUUAAGGAGGAGUCCAACGACGGAGCUGGAGCCGAAGGUGGUGCAGAUGCAUGGGCACGACCCGCGUUAGCACCUAUAAACCCCCAAACAGACUCAAUUGUCUUCCAGCAAAUCGACGUGGAGCAUGAGAUCGACCGCAAUGCCAAUGGAUGCACCAACCUUCGGAUGUUCGGCGUGACAGACGCCGGUCACAGCGUGCUUGCCACUGUGACGGACUUCCUGCCCUAUUUCUACGUCGCACAACCUCGCGGUUUCACGAACGACGACCUGAACUCCUUCAAGGGCUAUCUUAACAACGUAACAGGCGGAUGUGUCAUCAAAAUCGAAAUCGUGAAGAAGAGGAGCUUAUGGGGCUACAUGGGAGAUGCCGUCUCGCCCUUCCUCAAGCUCACUAUCACUGAGCCAAGGUCCUUGCCUCGCGUCCGAGGCGUCUUCGAGCGAGGCGAGUGCGACUUCAAUGGCCUCUUUCCCGUUGGCGACCCCAUCAAGACCUACGAAAGCAACAUCGUCUACCCCCUGCGCUUCAUGAUCGACACCAACGUCGUCGGCAUGAACUGGCUCGAGCUCCCCGCCGGCAAGUACGACCUCAUCCCUGACAAGCAGAAGAAGUCGCGCUGCCAAAUCGAGGUCAACGUCCGCUACGACGCCUUCAUCUCGCACCCGCCGGACGGCAAGUGGCAGCGCAUCGCGCCCCUGCGCAUCCUGAGCUUCGAUAUUGAGUGCGCGGGGCGGCAGGGCAUCUUCCCCGAGGCCAAGGUCGACCCGGUGAUCCAGAUUGCGAACAUGGUGACGCGGCAGGGCGAGGGGCAGCCGUUUGUGCGGAACGUGUUCACGCUAAAUACGUGCGCGCAUAUCGUGGGGUCGCAGGUGCUGUCGUACAAGAAUGAGCGGGAGAUGCUGAUGGCGUGGCGCGAUUUCGUGGAGGAGGUCGAUCCGGAUGUGGUCAUUGGGUACAACAUCUCGAAUUUCGACUUCCCGUACUUGAUGGAUCGUGCGGAGGCCCUUAAGCUCACUGAAUUCCCUUUCCUUGGCCGGUUGAAGAACAAGCAGACGGUCGUGAAGGACACCCACUUUUCGUCGAAGGCGUACGGUCAGCGCGACUCCAAAGAGACCCCCCUCGAUGGUCGCCUACAGCUCGAUAUCCUCCAGUUCAUGCAGCGCGAGCACAAGCUGCGCAGCUACUCCCUCAACUCCGUCUGCGCCCACUUCCUCGGCGAGCAAAAGGAAGACGUGCACCAUUCCAUCAUCACCGAGCUCCAGAACGGCACAGACGAGUCCCGCCGCCGCCUCGCCGUCUACUGCCUCAAGGACGCCUACCUCCCGCAGCGGCUGCUCGACAAGCUCAUGUGCUUCGUGAACUACAUCGAGAUGGCGCGCGUGACGGGCGUGCCGUUCAACUACCUCCUCGCGCGCGGGCAGUCGAUCAAGGUGCUGUCGCAGCUGUUCCGGAAGGCGAAUAGCGACAACUAUAUUAUUCCGGCGCUGAAGGGCGAGGGCUCCGACGAGCAGUACGAGGGCGCGACGGUGAUUGAGCCGAAGAAGGGGUAUUAUGAUGCGCCGAUUGCGACGCUGGAUUUCAGCUCGCUGUAUCCGUCGAUUAUGAUGGCGCAUAAUUUAUGCUAUACGACGUUGGUGGAUAGGUCGACGAUUGAGCGGUUGGGGCUAGUGAAGGACGUGGAUUAUAUCCAGACGCCGAAUAAUGACUUCUUCGUGAAGGCGACGAAGAGGAAGGGUCUGUUGCCCACCGUCCUUGAGGACCUGAUUUCGGCGCGCAAGCGGGCGAAGGCGGACUUGAAGAAGGAGACGGAUCCCUUCAAGCGCGCGGUGCUGGAUGGUCGGCAGCUAGCGCUGAAGAUCAGUGCCAACUCCGUGUACGGGUUCACGGGCGCGACGAUCGGGAAGCUGCCCUGUCUUGCCAUCUCGUCCAGUGUUACCUCGUACGGCCGGCAGAUGAUCGAGAAGACGAAGCAGGAAGUCGAGUCCCAGUACUGCAUCGCGAACGGCUUCAAGCACGACGCUGAGGUCAUCUACGGCGACACGGACUCCGUGAUGGUCAAGUUCGGGCCUGCGGACCUCGCGACGGUGAUGGAGAUGGGCGCGGAGGCGGCGGACUUUGUGACGGGCAAGUUCGUGAAGCCGAUCAAGCUGGAGUUCGAGAAGGUGUAUUUCCCGUAUUUGCUGAUUAGCAAGAAGCGGUAUGCGGGGCUGUACUGGACAAAGACGGAGAAGUAUGAUAAGUUGGAUUCGAAGGGGAUUGAGACUGUGCGACGAGAUAAUUGUCGGCUGGUGUCGACGGUUAUCGAGACGUGCUUGCAUAAGAUGCUUAUCGACCGGGAUGUGAAGGGGGCGGAGGACUACGUUAAGCACACCAUCUCCGAGCUGCUGCAGAACAAGGUCGACAUGUCGCAGCUGGUGAUCACGAAGGCGCUCGCGAAGGCGGACUACACCGGCAAGCAGGCGCACGUCGAACUGGCCGAGCGGAUGAGGAAGCGCGACAAGCACUCGGCUCCCGCGCUGGGCGAUCGUGUGGCGUAUGUCAUUAUCAAGGGCAUGAAGGGCGCUGCCGCGUACGAGAAGGCCGAGGACCCGCUGUACGUCCUGGAGAACAACGUGCCCAUCGACACGCAGUAUUACUUGGAGAACCAAUUGUCGAAGCCUCUCAUGCGUAUUUUCGAGCCGAUUUUGGGAAGCAGGGCGAAUUCGCUACUGUCUGGAGACCAUACGCGCACUAUCCAGAUCGCAACACCGACAGUUGGCGGCUUGAUGAAGUUCGCGGUCAAGACCGUUACGUGCUUGGGAUGCAAGACGCCGCUGCGUGCAGGGGUCAACAGUCAAGCUGGUGGCGCCGUGUGCAACAACUGCAGGGGGCGGAUGCCCGAGCUGUACCAGAAGCAGGUCAUGACGGCGUCGGAGCUGCAGACACGGUUCGCGCGGUUGUGGACACAGUGCCAGCGGUGCCAGGGCUCGUUGCAUCAGGAUGUCCUAUGUUCCGCAAAGGACUGCCCUAUCUUCUAUAUGCGCAAGAAGGCACAGAAGGACGUGGAGGAUGCGAAUUCGACACUGGAGCGGUUCGAUAAUGAUUUGUGGUAACGGAGUAUCUUCUAGACUUGUUUCGUAUCUGUAGAGCUUUUGCAUACCCUGUUCUGGUCUGAGCUAUUGACACUAGCCUUAUUACUUCGCGUACGGUUGUCUUGUGUGGUCUGAUCACAUGAUCGCGCUUGUUCAAGCCACGAGUCUAUGGCGAAAAUCAGAGUGG
Schizophyllum commune H4-8 is the source of this 3457-nucleotide messenger RNA. RefSeq lists its product as uncharacterized. The transcript is spliced from 14 exons. Gene Ontology annotation, cellular component: delta DNA polymerase complex. Gene Ontology annotation, biological process: base-excision repair, gap-filling; DNA replication proofreading; nucleotide-excision repair, DNA gap filling. NCBI's taxonomy places the organism in Eukaryota, Fungi, Basidiomycota, Agaricomycetes, Agaricales, Schizophyllaceae. Gene Ontology annotation, molecular function: DNA-directed DNA polymerase activity; nucleotide binding; 3'-5'-DNA exonuclease activity. The coding region runs from base 55 to 3291 and encodes 1078 amino acids. The record is from RefSeq and is a predicted model, not a curated record.